CAAUCACUUAAUUUCGGACAAUUCUGUUUACCUUUUCGAUAUGAUAAGAAACAAUUAUGAUCCAUCACAAUCACAGCACUUUAAUCCUAGGCCACCCCAAAAUAGAAUGGGGUUCUCUUCAGUUUCACCAUUAAAUCAAGCAAAUAUAUCCCAAAACAUUCAUACACAUAAUAUAGGCGGAAAACGACCUAUUUAUUACCCUACUAUGACCCAAAACAAUUAUAUUCAAAAUCCUUUGGUUUAUAACUCAAAUGUUAAUGAAAAUGCACAAAAUAUGAAUUUUUAUCAGCCUAUAAGGAACAGUCCAUUAAUGCAAUCACAAUUAGAAAUUCAAUCACCUUUAACAUCUAUUGGGCUAUCUCCAAUGAAUAUGGUUGGAACACCAUUGAAUUCUUCAUAUCAAAUUUCAUCACCAUUGUUGAAAACCAAUAUUAACGAAAAUGCGAGACAGAUGGGCGGAGGAGCUAUGUCACCCUUCAAUUCCAUCACUAUGGAUAAUAAUAAAAUGCCCCUCGAGGAUAUGGAAUACGCUACUAAACUAAAACAACUUUCCAAAUACGUAGAACCACUGAGAAAAUUGAUAUUUAAAAUAGAGAAAGAAGAUGAUCAAAAAAAGGAGAUAGUGAAACUCAAGGCACUUUUGGAUAUUUUAUCGAAUAAUAGCCCAAAUACUAAAAAGGUCCCUAUUACUACAUUGCUCAAAUGCGAAGUGGUGUUAGCGCGCCAAUUCGAAACUUCCUCCCAAGAUAAACAAUCUAGCAACGUUUUCGCGUCUCUAAAUUCUCCUUCUAUUCUUUCGAUAAGCGCGGCUCAGGGAGGUGAAGAUGUAAAACCUAGAAUGAUGCAGCAACCGAUGACAUAUAAUAACAAUUCCGCUACCGCCAUUACCAAUGUUACGCCCCCCAAUAACCCCAAUUACAACGCGUAUCAGAGUAACUCCGCCAAUAUCGUGAGUGGUACCUCCGAACAACAUUUAAAUGCUACCACUAAUUAUGACAGCGGUUCGUUGAGGGAAGCCAUAGGGCAAUUUUCGGCUACUUUGGAGAAGUUCAAACAGUCUUGCCUGAACGAAAAUGAUGGUGGUCAACGCAUGAGCCAAGCCUUGAUGGAGACGUUUGCUCCCGCUUAUUAUAAGGCUUAUCUUCUGCCUUGAAUUCCAUUAUAAUUAUUAAUUAAAAAAAAAUUAUGCAUUAACAAUGUGUUAGAAUUUGAAUAAGUUGAUUGUAAUUUUAGAAGUAAUUUUA
This is a messenger RNA of Gordionus sp. m RMFG-2023, 1244 nucleotides long. Its product is annotated as mediator of RNA polymerase II transcription subunit 15-like. The coding region runs from base 41 to 1153 and encodes 370 amino acids. NCBI's taxonomy places the organism in Eukaryota, Metazoa, Nematomorpha, Gordioida, Chordodea, Parachordodidae. The record is from RefSeq and is a predicted model, not a curated record. The transcript is spliced from 8 exons.